AUGCCACCGGCAGCGAGGGCAGCAGUCAGAUAUAAAGCCCUGGGAUGGGGUAGAAGCUGGGGGGCUCAGUGGGGAUCAUUUUGGGAUGUGCAGAGCCGCUUCCCAGAGCUCACCACAGUCUUUAUUCCCUCUUUCCCUGCCAAGUCCAAGGUGGAGGACAUUGUGCAGGAGGUCUAUGAUGCCUACAAGACAAACCAUCACUCCUCGCAGUACGUCCUGCAGCGGGAGAAGCAUUUCCAUUACCUGAAGAGAGGCCUCCGGCAGCUCACCGAAGCCUAUGAGUGUCUGGAUGCCAGCCGCCCCUGGCUCUGCUACUGGAUCCUGCACAGCCUGGAGCUGCUGGAUGAGCCCAUCCCAGAGUCGGUGGCCUCUGACGUCUGCCAAUUCCUGAGGCGCUGCCAGAGCCCCCAGGGUGGAUUUGGAGGGGGUCCCGGGCAGCACCCCCACCUCGCCCCCACCUACGCCGCCGUCAACGCACUCUGCAUCAUCGGCACCGAGGAGGCCUUCGGCAUCAUCGACAGGAAGAAGCUCCUGGAAUACCUGUACUCUUUGAAGCAGCCGGAUGGCUCCUUCCUCAUGCACGUGGGUGGAGAGGUGGAUGUCAGGAGUGCCUACUGUGCCGCCUCAGUGGCCUCGCUGACCAACAUCCUGACACCCGCACUCUUCUCCGGGACGGCCGAGUGGAUCGCCAGGUGCCAGAACUGGGAGGGCGGGAUCGGCGGCGUGCCGGGCAUGGAGGCGCACGGCGGCUACACCUUCUGCGGCAUGGCCGCGCUGGUCAUCCUCCAGCAGGAGCAUCUGCUCAACCUCCGGAGCCUGCUGCACUGGGUGACCGGGCGGCAGAUGCGCUUCGAGGGCGGAUUCCAGGGCCGCUGCAACAAGCUGGUGGACGGGUGCUACUCCUUUUGGCAAGCCGGGCUCCUGCCCCUGCUCCAUCGGGCACUCCAUGCCAGGGGUGACACAGCGCUGAGCAUGGCGCACUGGAUGUUCGACCAGCUGGCACUGCAGGAAUACAUCCUCCUGUGCUGCCAGUGCCCGGCCGGGGGGCUGCUGGAUAAGCCAGGAAAAUCCCGGGAUUUCUACCACACCUGCUACUGCCUGAGCGGGCUGGCCAUUGCCCAGCACUUCGGAAGCGGAGACCUCCACAACGAGGUGGUCCUGGGUAUCCCUGAGAACUGCCUGCAGCCCACGCACCCCGUCUACAACAUCGCCCCAGAGAAGGUGGCGAGGGCAGUGAUGCACUUCCUGCAGUAUCCCGUGCCCAGCCUGGAUCCAGCACCCGCUGCCAACUAGGGGGGGGUGUCCCGCUGCUGCCUGGGGGUCCCACAGCCCCGGAGUGUGCAGCCCAGCCCAGCCCAGCCCGUGGCGUGGUGGCCUGGCCGGCACAGCGAGGUCCUCAGGGUGCUAGCAAUACCAAAACCCAGCCUGCCCCGGGCCGCGCCUCCCGCUGCCGUCCCGGCCGGAGCCAGGUGGGACACGGGCUGUGGCAGAGCUUUUUGGCAUCAAUAAACCAGAAGUGACACCCUGCCGUGUGCUGGGGGCCCUGGGGACACGGGGCAGGAGGUGACACCGUGUCCGGCUCUGGUGGCACCACUUCCCUCAUUCCAAGAACACGCGGUGACCACAGGGGAAGAUAAAUUAAGUGGAAUUUUGGCUUUUUUUUUUUUUUAUUAUUUAUAGUCUUAUAGUAAAGGGAAGCCUUAACUUGCAAGACAA
Molecule: messenger RNA, 1716 nt
Organism: Manacus vitellinus (golden-collared manakin)
Lineage: Eukaryota; Metazoa; Chordata; Aves; Passeriformes; Pipridae
Product: protein farnesyltransferase subunit beta
Exons: 12
Coding region: 1-1293 (430 amino acids)
Biological process (GO): protein farnesylation
Cellular component (GO): protein farnesyltransferase complex
Molecular function (GO): protein farnesyltransferase activity
Source: RefSeq, a predicted model, not a curated record